Messenger RNA from Arxiozyma heterogenica, 4716 nucleotides. RefSeq lists its product as uncharacterized. Bases 1 to 4716 code for a protein of 1571 amino acids. NCBI's taxonomy places the organism in Eukaryota, Fungi, Ascomycota, Saccharomycetes, Saccharomycetales, Saccharomycetaceae. Gene Ontology annotation, cellular component: mitochondrion; cytosol. Gene Ontology annotation, molecular function: protein binding. Gene Ontology annotation, biological process: cell redox homeostasis. The record is from RefSeq and is a predicted model, not a curated record. The transcript has a single exon.
AUGACUAUUUUGAAACCAAGCGAUGCAGAAUGUUUUUCUUUGAAAUUACCUAAUGUCGUUUAUACUCCAAAAGGUGAGUCUACCACAUUUGAUGAAGUAGUACAAAGAAAACUGGGGUUGGAAUAUAGAACAGGUGCUGCUAUAACCAUAGCUAGAUCAAAUAUUUAUGUACAUGGCGGAUUAACAAUUCCCUUAAAUUUAAAUCAGGUUAAUACUUUGAAAUUACAGAAGGAAUUAAUCCUGUAUUUUGCUAAACAAAGAAAUAAAGAUGGCAUCUCAUUCCAAAAUUUGAAUCAACAUAUGAGUUCAGAACUAUUUUUCUUAGAUCUCAUUUCCAGAACUUGGAAACAUAUUCCAACUACCAUUGAUGAACAAUCUACAAUUAAUAAAUCCACCCAACUUACCAUGGAAAAUGAUCCUGAAUCUAAUACACAUUUAACAAUAACGACGCCUACAGCUGAAGUCAAUAAAUGUCAUCCUUUACUCUGUCCCUUAAAAGAAAGAUUAUAUCAUUCAAUCUGUUUUUUUAACUCUGCUUUAUACAUGUUUGGUGGUUUGAUUGUAUCACCACAAAAUGGUUAUGAGCUAGUUGCCUCUAAUGAAUUAUGGAAACUAGAUUUAAAAGGACCAAAACCUUCUAAAUGGACUUUACUUUCGGAUGAUCCAAGCAUUACAAGAAGAUUCAAUCAUACUAUGCAUGUGGUAAAUGAAUCUUCUGAUACCAAAGACAUCAAAUUGAUUAUUGUUGGUGGGUUAACCAAUCUAAAUGAACCAAUUGACACUAUAGAAGUAUACAAUAUUACUAAAAAUUGUUGGCAAAAUGAUGUAAUUCCACCUAAACCUUUGACCUUAAAGACAAAUAUUGACUCAUUUCCCAUAAGUUUAACCAAUGAUAGAAACUUUUGUAUUUUAAUGGACAAUAAUAAAAGCAUAAUUCCAACCUUAGCAUUUUUUACACCCAAUUGUCAAAACACAACAGAUAUAUCAAACAAAGAAGUAAAAAGAGAUGAUAUAUCAGAUGACAAUGAUAAUAUUAACCUUAUCCAUGAAAAAGAUAAAAUUAAUAGGAUUAUUUCUCCUAUUACUGCAUUACCAUUAAUACCCAACUCUGAGGGGGUGAGAAUGACAUACAAUGGACUUCAAAAAAAGGAACAUUUGGUAGAACCAUUUAAUCUGAAGUCUCCAACAGGAGAUAAUUAUGGAAACAAUAUAUUAAUUGGUGGAUUUUAUCCAGACAGAAAGGCAUCUAGUUUCAAAUGUUUUAACUUUGACACUAUUUCAGGGAAAUGGACUAAUAUAUCGAUCAAAUGCCUUGAUUCACAACAUGCUGAACAUAGAUUUUGGAGGACUUUUGUCUGGAAAUCUCAUCAUCAAGCAUUUUUAUUAGGAACUAAAAAAAACGAUGGUUAUUUACCUAGUGUCCAAAAAUUUGAUCAUAUAUUAACAUUUAGUUUAUCAAUGAUAAACGAUUUUAAUAAUAUCUAUCCAUCGUUAUCAGAAACACCAUGGUUAGCUUUAGGUAAUGAUAUUUCCAAUUCAGUAGCACCAAAUAAUUUAAACAAUAUAUUUAAGCAAAAGUUAACUGCGAGCUAUGAACAAAAAGCACAAGAGAUUAGAGAUAGUGAAAAAAAUGAUAGAAAGAACUCUAUGUCUCAGUUUGAAAAAUAUACUCGUUACAUUGCACCUUCUGUCGACUUAAAUAACAUUAGAUCUACCUUUCCUUCUUAUGCCAUGGUUUUAGGUAAAGAUUCCCUUGAAAUUUUUGGUAAAUCCUUAUCAGAUUUUGAAUUUAUCACUUCAGAAGGAGAUACCCUUGGAGUUCCAUUAUAUUUAUUAAGAAAAAGGUGGGGUAGAUAUUUCGACUUAUUGCUGGCCAAAAGUUAUUCUAAUGUUAUUGCAGAUUACGAGCAAUCUGGGGUACAAUCAGCACUUCUGAAAAAUACACAAAGAUCAUCUAGAGCUGGCUCUACAGACCUUAGUGGCAAUAGACGUUGGUCUUCUAUUAGUUCCCUUUCACACUCCCUCUCUAGACAAGAUGCCGAAAAUAGUAUUAGUGGGGUUAGCAACACCUCAUCGUACAAAACUCCUGUCGUUACUGGGAAAAUUGAAAAUAAUUCACUACCGAAUACCACUGUAAGACGAUCCGAUUCAUUAGAUGAGGAUAAAGAAUUAUUGUCUGAUAUUACUCCAUCACAUAAUAAUAAUAUGAUGUCUCAAAAAAUACAGUUUCUACAACCAGACUCCUCCAGAAGGUUUUCGAGUAUUUCAUUUAAAAUUGAUGAUGGAGAUGAAUCUAUUCCUCCACAUGCAACUACAGGUAAUUUUUCAAAUAUUGUUUCAAACAAUACUAGAAGUAGUUAUAAGAAUAAUCCAAGUUCAACACAGGCACAUGUAUCCUCAUCAACCACGAGUUCUUCUGGUGGGUUGGUGUUUAGAGUGCCCUUUAAGGAAAAUAACAUUACAACAACAAGCUCACCAAAUGCACGAGAUUUAUACCAAGAUAAAAUAAAUAAUUCAAAUAAUAAUAAAAAGAGAAGAUCAUCACUUAUGGGUUUGCCACUCAAAGAUAAAAGUAAAAUAACAUACCCAUGGAAUUUUGAUUUACGUCAUAGACGUGCAUCACAUCCUACAGUCAGUGGAAAAAAUGAUAUUCCUAUCGUGCAAAAUUUGCAGCACCUAUUCUCCAAAACUGGAUCCAGUGCUAGGAGUUCUAUCUCCUUCGUGAGCUCUUCUUCUGAUAGGAUGGGAAAAAGUAGAAAUGGUAGCAGAGAAAAUAGUAUUCAUGAAUUGCAAAAUCCUGGUUUUCUAUCAGUAACGCUACCUCCUCAAAUGGAAGCUCCAAACGAGCCCUUGCCCACUCCAUCAAUAUCUAGUAACCAUACGUCUUUAUAUGAUUAUGAAAUUUCUAGUAAAGAAAGCCCACUGUCAUCAAGAAGACCUUCUUACUUAAAUAAUUAUAGCAUUCCAGACAUGAAAUCAUCAGUGGACACUGUUCAAAAUUCUUUAGAUAAACAGUUAUUAGAAAGUUCAAGCGAAACUAAUUUUCAAAGUAAUUCACUAGACAAAGAAAAAUUAAAUUAUUCUCUACCAAAAACAAGCAACGCAACCUUUUAUGAUUUGUCUAAGAAUAACUCUAUGAUUAAUGGGAUGUCAAGAUUGUCAAUAACUUCAAACACUGAUAGUAUCAGCAGUCACAUACCAAUGUCGCCUCUUGAUUUAGAGCCACUAAUGAUUCCACGGUCUUUAUAUAUGCCAUGGCCAACUCCUACAAUUCGCGCUUUUUCAGAAUUUUUUUAUACAGGUCAAGUUAGUAGUAAGUGGUUAUUUGCACCAGUUGUUCUUGAUAUACUAGUAAUGAGCAAAAUAUAUGAAAUACCACUACUUUACAGCUUGGUUUCAGAAGUACUUUAUUUUCUAAUUGGAAAAAAAGAAAAAAGUCUGUAUUUAAUUUGUAAGGCUACAGAAGUAUCAUUCAAAGAUCGUGUUGAAGAACAUUUUGAAAAUAAUAAAGACAAAAUAACAAAUUAUUUAAAUAAUUGUUCAUACUAUAAAGAUUUAAUUAAAAUUAAAGAAUCAUUGGAAAUGAUUGAUGAUGGAUUUAUAGAAAUUGAUACCCUCGCGAGAUCUUCAAGAACCUAUUCUGAAAGCAGUAGAGGAAGCAGUAGUGAUGGGGAUGGUAUUGAUGGAAUAACCUCAUGGAGGAAUGAUAUGACAGGGCAAUUAAAUAGCUUUUUUCAUACUAUGUAUGACCCCAGUCCUAGACCUAGUCUAAAUUCACUUGGCUCGUCAAGUGGGUUUAUUAGUGUUCCAUUUGAACCAAGAAAAUCUACAAUAAUUCAAUCCCCUAAAGUCAGAAAAAAAUCGAGUUUGAGUAAAGAAAUUGGUAUUAAUGGUCCUGAUGAGGAUCAAAUCUCCCAUUAUGGGGAUGACUUACUAUACACUUCACCAAAAAUUAUGUUAAAAAAACUUUCUAAUAAACCAGAAUCCAUAAAUGGUGGUUACAGUUUCGAACCAAAACGUAAAAAGGGUUCUAUACCCCAUAUAGAUCCAUUAGAUAUUUUAACUCCAGAUGAUACUUGCAGUUCGAGUAGCAGCAGCAAUAGUGAUGUUAUUACUGAUAAUGGUAGUGCUUCCAGUCACACAAAAGAAGAGAAAUUAGCUGAAAGGUCUAUCCUAGAAAAUUUAAACGAAAACGAUACAGUAAUUUCUGGAAAAUCUACAGAAAACUCUUCAAGAACGUCUUUACGUGAUGCGAGAUACUUCCGUGACAUUCGUGAUGAAUCUUUGGCCAAUCUAGAAUCCAGUGUUGGCAUACUUUCAUUGAAGAAAAUGAAAAGAAAGAUCAAGAAAGGUGAGGAAUAUUUUGACGACUCGAUUGAUCCGUUAAUGAAGGUAAAUAACCCCUUACAAAGUCCAUCAAAAUCCCAAAGAUCAUACAGUAAAGUAAGUGUUAAUGAUCCUUUUACAGGGCUGAACUCUGCAAAACUACAUAAGGAUAACUCUAUUGCGAAAGACUGGAGUUCAUUAACUUUAGAAAGUAUGUUAGCUGCAAACUCACCUCCACCAGUGGAUUAUAUCAUCAAAUCCAUUUAUAGGACUGCUGUACUAGUAAAUGAUCCAAGAUUAAUUAUAAGGUGUUUAGAUUGUUUAAAGAUAUCAAAAGCGUUGCGAGACUGUAAGAAAGGUAUCAAGUUUCUUAAUAUCACUGGAACAUAG